GACUUUGCCUACGACCUCACAACGACCGCCGCCUUCCGUGGACAUCCUGGAGAUCUUCGCCGGCGAAGCAAAACCAUCGGCACGUGCAUCAAGGUUUGGUCUCAACGCGUGCCAGCCCUUCGACCUAAACUUCGGUUGGGACCUUAGCCAACCAGACCAGCAGCGGAUGAUAAUGAAUUUCGUUCGCCGCCUGCGACCUUGGGCUAUCAUCAUCGGCUACCCGGGGACCCUCUACAGCGUCUUCGGUGAGAACAUCAAUGACAAGUCCGAUGAGUACCUCCUUCGCAGAGCCGCGGACCAACCCAUGAGAAGUUUCACAGCGGCACUUUGCCGCACACAAUAUGAUGCAGGCAGACUGUUCUUCCUCGACAAUCCCAAGAACAGCCGACUUUGGAGCCAGACCGAGAUGGCAUCGCUCCUUGACCUGCCCGGUGUCACAACAACCGCGGCCCACUUUGGAGCCUUCGGCGCCGAGACCGCGGACGGCCAGCCCAUCAAGAAAGCGAUACAAAUCAUGUCAAAUUUUCCUGGCCUCAACCGCGACUUCGGCAAACGUCUUUCGGGUUGGAUUGCACAACACGAACCACAACGUUUCGGCUACUUUACGGUGUACGCCCUCUCACGGCCUACUGUGGACGCUGCUGCCUGGGACAACGUGUUCAAGCAGGUGGAGAAAAGCUUCGUUGGCAGCAACCGGCGGCCCUACAUCGUCGACCCCGACUCCACAUUCGGCAAGGAAAUCCAAGACCUCUUCAGGAUGGAUGCGGUGCGAAUCCAAGUGGCGAAUACUCCAACCCAACGGCACUUCCACUCCGACAUACCUCACUUGGCGAGGGGAGCCGCUCUUCAGCACAUCGACGGCUCCCGACUGGUGGAAGUGGAACAGUUGGAUGAAGUGAGACAACCGAAAGGCCGAUUCAGUAAGCCAGUGCAGUUUGCAGUUUUCAUUUAUGGCUCCUCGCGACAAGCAGAUGAACUUCAGCAUUCAACACAAGAGGACCCAGGACCUGAGGUUCCCAUUGGCGGCCUCCCUACCGACGUGACCUUUCCAGGCUGCGACAAGAUACCGAUUUCAGUCCGGAGAUCGGUGGCGCGACUUCAUGUGAAUUUGGGGCAUCCCAGCGCCCAAGAGCUCAACCGACUGUUGUGCCACCGUGGAGUUCCGAGCGCUGGCGUCCAGGAGUGCGUGCGGAAACUCAGUUGUGCUACCUGCAAGAGACUUGCGGGUCCCCAGCAGCCGCGACCCUCUUCGACGCCGAGCCUUCAAGCUGGACAGUUUGGCGAUCUUGUUCAGGGUGAUUUCUUUUGGGUGAG
Molecule: messenger RNA, 1314 nt
Organism: Symbiodinium necroappetens
Lineage: Eukaryota; Dinophyceae; Suessiales; Symbiodiniaceae
Source: the annotation of a GenBank genome assembly